AUGGCGUCGCUGCCGCCCACAUCGCCGACGAUUGGCGCUCUCGUGCUGCCCGAGAUGAACGUCGCGAGCGCAGAGAACUCGCGACAGCUCGAGAAGCGCUUUGCGUUUCUGUGGACGUCGGCGCACCGUCUGCUGCCGAGUAACGUCACGCUGGCCAACCACCUGAUUGCGUCGAUGAUGCAGAUGGCCCGAACGAGUCGCGCGCAGCUGCCGCAGUCAGUGCUGGACUUUAUCUGCGCGCGCUGUGGUGGACUGGUCGUGCCCAGUGUGUCUGCGGCCGUGCGCGUGGUCCCUCAGGGCCGUCAGUCGCCUGCGAACCGGCGACUCAGGAGACAGCACCAACGGUCAAAAACGCAAAUGCACAAUCGUGACCACAAGGGGCCACGUCUGGUUCGUGAGCGUCUGUCAACAAUUGUGCGAGUCACGUGCCACCGAUGUCGUCAUCGCAACGACCGGCCGGGGACGUCGGUAGUCUACAAAGCCAAAUUGAAGAAACGCAGGGAAGAGGGUCAGCCAUCGGCAGCACAUGCUCCCGAGUUGCACAAGAGGACCACAAAUGACAGUGUCGCAGGUCAAGUCGACGACUGUUCAGCGAAUGUUGCGGGGACAUCAACGACGGACGUGGAGCUGACCUUUGCUCCGUCGAGCAUGUUUGCAGCAGUAGCACCACCGGGUUCGCCGAGAAAGCUGUUGGACGGACCGAAGAAGCGAAAGAAAAAGAAGAAGAUUGCACAGCCGGAUGCCGCUGUUGUCGCUGUCAAGAAUGACUUGAGCUCCUUUUUGCAAGGACUUGCUUCACGAAAGUGA
Hyaloperonospora brassicae is the source of this 807-nucleotide messenger RNA. NCBI's taxonomy places the organism in Eukaryota, Oomycota, Peronosporomycetes, Peronosporales, Peronosporaceae. The record is from the annotation of a GenBank genome assembly.